This is a messenger RNA of Labrus mixtus (cuckoo wrasse), 11005 nucleotides long. RefSeq names its product unconventional myosin-IXa-like. The coding region runs from base 415 to 7854 and encodes 2479 amino acids. Gene Ontology annotation, molecular function: microfilament motor activity; ATP binding; protein binding. The record is from RefSeq and is a predicted model, not a curated record. NCBI's taxonomy places the organism in Eukaryota, Metazoa, Chordata, Actinopteri, Labriformes, Labridae. The transcript is spliced from 45 exons. Gene Ontology annotation, biological process: intracellular signal transduction. Gene Ontology annotation, cellular component: myosin complex.
CACGCGCGGUACGAGUGGCAGACGAGGAGAAAAAGGAGAGCGAGCACAGCAGAGCAGAUAGGAGCUGUGGGAGGAAGGAGAUGUGACAGGAGGACUUAAAACAGAAGCUCUCAGGACUACGACAGAACACAGAAAGGAAAGUGGAUCGUAUUUUGCUGCACAUUUGGAGAUUUUAGCGGCGGGAUACGUGGUGCGGACUGUUACGCACGACAGCGUUUCCCUGCGGUAAAACCAGCCGGAGUUUUGUGGACAGGAGCUGCACGGCGUUGCCUGCUCUUCCUCUUCAGAAAGGAGGGUUUAUAGCGGGGAGGUUUACGGAGCAGCACACUGAAGGCACAGAGAAGGAGUUGGGAUGUCCUGAGUCAGUUCUGCGGGCCCAGAGAGCGGUGUGCUGAUGGGACCUGCUGCGCCACCAUGAGUUUACAAGAUGGCGGCUGCAGCUACGCCAGCAGCGCCAACAUGGCCACCGCUUGUGGCAGCAUGCGGCGGCGCCUGGAGGACCAGGACUUCAGCCUGCGCGUCUAUCCUGGAGCCCUGGCUGAGGGAACCAUCUACUGCCCCGUCAGCGCACGCAAGAACACCACAGCAGCUGAAGCCAUCGAGUUCCUCAUCCAGCGGUUAUGCCUGGAGCGGACCAAAUGCUACGUGCUAGCUGAGGUGAAGGAGUUUGGCGGGGAGGAAUGGAUCCUAAACCCCAACGACUGCCCUGUUCAGCGGAUGAUGCUGUGGCCUCGCACUGCCCUGGAGAAUCGCUCCAGCCUGGGCAGCGGCGAGGACUACCGCUUCCUCCUACGGGAGAAGAACCUGGAUGGAUCUAUUCAUUAUGGCGGCAGCCUGCAGAUGUGGCUGCGGGUGACUGAGGAGCGGCGGCGCAUGGUGGAACGGGGUUUCCUCCCUCAGCCUGCAGGGAGUGACCCACCGUCCGACCUCUGCGCUCUCCCGGAGCUUACAGAGCGCGCCCUGUUGGAAAGCCUUCGAGCACGCUUCCGCCAGGAGAAGAUCUACACUUACAUUGGGAGUAUUCUUAUUGUGAUUAACCCCUUCCAGUUCCUGCCAAUCUACAAUCCUAAAUACGUCAAAUUGUACGACAACCACACACUCGGGAAGCUGGAGCCUCACAUUUACGCCGUGGCAGAUGUGGCUUAUCACGCUAUGCUGCAGCGACGGAAGAACCAGUGCAUAGUCAUCUCUGGUGAGAGUGGGUCAGGGAAGACCCAGAGCACCAACUUCCUCAUUCAUCACCUGACGGCGCUCAGCCAGAAGGGAUUCGCCAGCGGAGUGGAGCAGAUCAUCCUGGGAGCGGGGCCGGUGCUGGAGGCCUUUGGGAACGCUAAAACCGCCCACAACAACAACUCCAGCCGCUUUGGAAAGUUCAUCCAGGUCAACUACCAGGAGAGUGGCACCGUCAGGGGAGCGUAUGUGGAGAAGUAUCUGCUGGAGAAAUCCCGUCUGGUGUAUCAGGAGCACAAUGAGAGGAACUAUCAUGUGUUUUACUACCUGUUGGCCGGAGCCAGUGAGGAUGAGAGGAAGUCCUUCCACCUGCUCAAACCUGAGGAAUACCACUACCUCAACCAGAUGACAAAGAAAUCUCACAAACUGCACUGGGACAAUUACUAUGAGAGCGACCUGGACUGCUUCACGGUGGAGGGAGAGGACCUGAAACACGACUUUGAGCGGCUGCAGCUGGCGAUGGAGAUGGUCGGCUUCUUACCCACAACACGAAAACAAAUCUUCUCCCUGCUGUCUGCAAUCCUCCACCUGGGAAACAUCCGCUACAAGAAGAAGACCUACAGGGACGACUCCAUCGACAUCUGCAACCCAGAGGUCCUGCCCACCGUCUCUGAGCUGCUGGAGGUCAAAGAGGAGAUGCUGCUUGAAGCCCUGACGACAAGGAAGACGGUGACGGUGGGAGAGAGGCUCAUUGUACCCUACAAACUGGCUGAGGCGGGCACGGUGAGGGACUCCAUGGCCAAGUCUCUGUACAGCGCGUUGUUUGACUGGAUCGUGUUCAGGACCAACCACGCUCUCUUAAACAACAGGGACCUGGAGGACAAUUCAAAGAUUCUGUCCAUCGGAGUGCUGGACAUCUUUGGAUUUGAGGAUUAUGAGAACAACAGCUUCGAGCAGUUCUGCAUCAACUUCGCCAACGAACGGCUUCAGCACUACUUCAACCAACACAUCUUCAAAUUAGAACAGGAGGAGUACAGGGCAGAGGGCAUCACCUGGCACAACAUCGAAUACAUCGACAACAGCGGCUGCAUCAACCUCAUCAGCAAGAAACCCACGGCGCUGUUCCACCUGCUGGACGAGGAGUGCAAUUUCCCUCAGGCUUCCAAUCAGACCUUGCUGGACAAGUUCAAGCGUCAGCAUGAAGGAAACAGCUACAUCGAGUUCCCCGCUGUCAUGGAGCCCGCCUUCAUCAUCAGACACUACGCUGGGAAAGUCAAGUAUGGAGUCAAGGACUUCAGGGAGAAAAACACCGACCACAUGCGUCCGGACGUCGUGGCUUUGCUCAAGAGCAGCAAGAACGCCUUUAUCUGUGGCCUGAUGGGAAUCGACCCCGUGGCCACUUUCCGCUGGGCCGUGCUGCGAGCUUACUUCAGAGCCCUGGUGGCUUUCAGGGAGGCCGGCCGCAGACACACACACAAAAAAACUGGGAACGAUGCAGCCGUUCCCUGUUCUGUGGUCAAAACUGUCGACAGCUUCAGUUUCCUUCAUCACCCGGUUCACCAGAGGAGCCUGGAGAUCCUUCAAAGAUGCAAAGAUGAGAAAUACAGUAUCACUCGCAAGAAUCCUCGCACUCCUCUGUCAGACCUUCAAGGCACCAACGCCCUGAAUGAAAAGGCCAGCUGGGAUGGCUUUGGUGUUGGCUGUAACGGUCGCAGGUCUGGUCGUCUGUCUUCGUCAGGAAGUCCCGCCCUGGAAGAAGAAGGGAUCUUCAUCCACUCGACCAGCAGCAAACUGCUGGAGAGAGCUCAGGGCAUACUAAUGAGAAACAAAAACUGCAAAAGCAAGCCCACUCUUCCUAAGCACUUGUUGGACGUGAAGUCUCUGCGCUACUUGAGCAGCGUGACGCUUCAUGACCGCAUCACCAAGUCUCUGCUUCACCUGCACAAGAAGAAGAAGCCACCCAGCAUCAGCGCACAGUUUCAGGCGUCCCUCAACAAGCUGAUGGAGACUCUGGACCAGUCAGAGCCGUACUUUGUCAAAUGUAUCCGCUCCAACGCUGAGAAGCUGCCGCUGCGUUUCAACGACAGCCUGGUGCUCAGGCAGCUCCGAUACACAGGAAUGCUGGAAACCGUCCGGAUCCGACAAUCAGGAUACAGCAUCAAGUACACCUUCCAGGACUUUGUGCAUCACUUUCAUGUGCUGCUGCCUCGAGGCACAAAUCCAACCAAGUCAGGCAUCAGGGAGUUUUUCAGACGGAUCCACCUGCCUCCCGCUGGGUAUCAAGUGGGGAACACCAUGGUGUUCCUGCGAGAGGCGGAGCGUCAGCGUCUUCAGACAUCCCUCCACCAGGAGGUCCUACGGCGAAUCGUCACGCUGCAGCGCCGCUUCAGGGCGGUCCUGGAGAGGAAGCACUUUGUCGACAUGAGGAGAGCCACCUGCGUCAUCCAGAGGUGGUGGCGGUUUUGCCUCCUCAAAGAGUCCACCAUGGAGUCGAGUUACGAGGAGGGGGCCGCGUUGUGUCUGCAGGCGGCCUGGAGGAGCUACAGGGAGCGCAGGAGGUUCCUGCAGUGUAGGGACUCUGCCAUCGUCAUACAGAGGAGCUGGAGGAGCUGCAGGCACCGCAGAUCUCUGGCGGCUGUGACGAUUCAAGCGAGCUGGAGAGGAUUCAGGGAGAGGAGGAGAUACUGUUACACGUACAGGACGGUGACGCAGCUGCAGGCGGUGGGCCAGGGAUACCUGGCUCGACUCAGGUUCAGGGAACUGAAGGAGCAGCAAGAAAGACUCAGAGAACAGAGUCCUCCAGCAGAGAUGGAUGAAGGAACCAUGGAGGACCUCACCUCAUCGAUACAGGAGGUUUGUGUCCAGGACAUCUCUGUAGAACUCUCCGAAGACUCUCAACCUGUCCUGUUUGACGUGGGAGAGACAGAGAGAGAGGACGACUCGGAGCGAAGCAGAGGAACGGACGAGACGAGUCACAAGAACCGAUCAAAACGAGAGAGCAGACGUAUGAGAGAGCUGGAGCAGGCUCAGUUCAGCUUAGAGCUCCUCAAGGUCCGAACCGUCAGCAUGGGAGGUCCUGUGCCGGAGGACGUAGUCCCAGACAACAGACACUCCCCCCGAGGGUCUCCAGCCAGUCAUGGAAGUUUCGAGCUGCUCAGUGUGGAAGACAUGGAGACUGAGUCGACCGCACCUCAAGAACAACCCCAAACUCUGAAUAUUCAAAUCAAUGCCGGGCUCAGAGAUUCAAACUUUAACGAAAAGCCGGCAAUGGAGUACCAAGACAAGGAGCAGAGUCCAAGGGCGACAUUUUAUAUCGCAUCUGACCAAAGUCCGGUUCAUGAACCAACAUUUGAAAGCCCAAACAAAUCCUGCAAAGACAGAAGGGAGUCCACAUCCCGGAGGCCUGUGGUGGUGUUGAUCAGUAUGCAGAAGGAGAGUCCUGUGGAGGAGGGGGAGCUGCUGGCAGCCCAAACCCUGGAAAAAGCUCUGGAGACUGAAGCAGCAUCAUCCAGUUCGAAAAUAACCCCUGUCAAAAGCCCGGAGGUAUCAUCAAAGGUGGAAAAACCUCAUGGGAUCCCUACCAAGGCAAAGAAAGGUGCAUCAGAGCAAGUCAAAUCUUCAAGGGCUUCUGCAGAUGUAACAGGGAUUAGCUCCUCAGAGGUGGACAUCCAGAUCGUCCUGGGAGCAAAAGACGGUGUCCCGGCUGUUCUGCCAAAGCAGCAGCAGCAGGAGAGGAAGGCGUCCAGGCCUGCGAAGGAGGCUCCCAGUCCCGUCCUGAAUACCAAACCUCCGAAAGCUCAGAAGAAGAGCUCAGCCCAAACUGUGAUCGUGAACAUGGUGGAGAAACCCUCCAACUCGGUGUUCUCUCCGCCCAGACGCAAACUGCCCUUCUCCAAGUCAGAUAAAGAUUUGGUGAACCAGGAAAGAUCUCUGGCCAUGUUCAGAGACGACUCCAAAACACCAGGCUCCAGAAACAGAGAGGUGGGUCGCCCUGGCCCCAAAAAGAAAGCCCGAAUGUCCCGGACGCGCUCCGACUUCCUCACCCGCUGUAACUCUGAGGGGGCAACCCAGUCAGACGACGACGAUGAAUACUACGUCCCCGCCCACUCCCACACGCUGCCCCCCUCCCUGACUCCCUCACGUGCACACCCUGAGGCCGACUGUCACAGUGACUCCGAGAUGGGUUCUCACAAAGACCAGAAGAAGAUCCAUAAGACCAUGUCGUCAGGAGACCUGGGCAAGGUGGAGGUGCUCAGGAAAACCUCCAGUCAGGAUGGAGGCAUAAUGAGAGGAAAGAUGAGAUUCUGGAGUAAAUCGAAGCACAGUGAGAAGAAACUGUCACGAGAGAAGCAGGCCAGCAGGAGCGAAGCUGGAGAGACACAUGAAGGCCCCUCUCCUCCUCACAGUCCUGACUUGGAGGCGGCUGCUCCUCGGGGGGUCAGGGACAGUAAGGAGAACAAGGAACCGUCCCCGAAGAUGAGGAGACGUCGCAGCCUGAAGAUCGGAAGCAUCACUCUGGAGCCGUCUCAGUGGCAAAACGACGCGCUGCACAUCCUGACGUCUGCACACGACUACCGCACCAUGAACGACUUCCUCAUGAAGAAGAUUGCAGACCUCGAAUCUGUGGAUGGAAAGAAUGACACCAUGGUGGAUGUGGUCUUCAAGAAAGCGCUGAAGGAGUUCAGGAUCAACAUCUUCAACUCCUACUCCACAGCUCUGGCAAUGGACGACGGGAAGAGUAUCCGUUACAAGGAUCUGUACGCGCUGUUCGAGCACAUCCUGGAGAAGUCGAUGCGCCUGGAGCAGAGGGACUGGAACGAGUCCCCGGUGAAGGUGUGGGUCAACACCUUCAAGGUGUUCCUGGACGAGUUCAUGACCGAGUACAAGCCCAUGGAGGGAACGAUCGGCAGGGCUCCCAAACGUGAACGCAAGAAGUCGAGGAAGAAGGAAACUGACAUUGUGGAAGAACACAACGGCCACAUCUUCAAGUCCACACAGUACAGCAUCCCCACAUACUGCGAGUUCUGCUCCUCCCUCAUCUGGAUGAUGGACCGAGCCUGCGUCUGCAAACUGUGUCGCUUCGCCUGCCACAGGAAGUGCUGCUCCAAGAUGACUACCAAGUGCAGCAAAAAGUACGAUCCGGAGCUGUCGUCUCGGCAGUUUGGUGUAGAGUUGUCCCGUCUGACCAGUGAGGAGCGAGCUGUGCCCCAGCUGGUUGAGAAACUCAUCAACUACAUCGAGAUGCACGGACUCUACACAGAGGGCAUCUACAGGAAGUCCGGCUCCACCAAUAAGAUCAAAGAACUCCGACAGGGGCUGGACACAGAUGUGGACAGCGUGAGCCUUGACGACUACAACAUCCACGUCAUCGCCAGCGUUCUCAAACAGUGGCUCCGUGACCUGCCCAGCCCUCUCAUGACGUUUGAGCUGUACGAGGAGUUCCUCAGGGCCAUGGGUCAGCCAGACAGGCGGGAGGUGAUGCGAGGAGUGUAUUCUGUGAUCGACCAGCUCAGCAGGACGCACCUCAGCACACUGGAACGCCUCAUCUUCCAUCUUGUCAGGAUUGCCCUGCAGGAGGACACUAACAGGAUGUCAGCCAACGCCCUCGCGAUUGUGUUCGCCCCCUGCAUCCUCCGCUGCCCUGACACCAUCGACCCGCUGCAGAGCGUCCAAGACAUCAGCAAGACCACAGCGUGUGUGGAGCUGAUCAUCAAUGAGCAGAUGAGCAAAUACAGAGCUCGUCUGAAGGACAUCAGCAGUCUGGAGUUUGCAGAAAGCAAAGCCAAGAGCAGACUGACCCACAUCAGGAAGUCCAUGAAACCAGUACUAAUUGCUGUUAGGUUUAUGAGCAUAACCCGCACUGCCACCCCGCCUAACACAGCUAAACUUAAGAGCAAAAGUCGUGUUCGGCAGAGCAGCACCCACACACCGUCUCCUCCUCUCAGCCCCAAGGUGCCCUCUGUGGUGGAGGAUGAGAUUGCGGGAGGAGGAGGUGGAGGAGGAGGAGGAGGAGGAGGGGGAGGAGGAGGAGGAGGUGGAGGAGGAGGAGGAGAGGAUGCAGCAGAGACGGGGCUAAACGAGCAGCAGCAGCAGGCGAUUCAACAGGAGGAGCGAAUCCUUAACGAGCAGAUUGAGAGUCUGCAGAAAGAGAAGGAGGAGCUGACAUAUGAGAUGCUGAUCCUGGAGCCUCGGGCGUCCGACGACGAAACUCCUGAAUCUGAAGCAUCCAUUGGCACAGCGGACAGCUCGGAGAACAUCACCAUGGAGAUGGAGGGAGCCACCUCAGACCCCUCCGAGCAUGGUGCUUUUCGAUCCAGAAAGUCAGAUGGAAAGGGCAGAAGAGCUCUGCGCCGUCAGCCCGACUCCCAGGAUUCUGCUGACUCCACCUCCACCCUUUCCUCUUCCUACCACCCCUCCUCCUCUCUCUCCUCCAACGCCUCCGGCUCUCCUUCCCCUCACUAUCGCUUCCGCUCCUCCUCCUCGGGGCCCCUGCUCACCUCCUGCGGUCUGGGGGCCCCGCUGGCGGAGGCGGAGGGUAGCCUAAGAGCAGGUAAGACCCGCCACAGGCUCCGACUCAGCCGCAGCUCACCGCGCGAGCCCUCAGGGAGCCACAGGAGGGAGUCGGACUUCGGCUCGGGGCCUCAGCAGCUGGUUCUGUACGGCAGCAACGAGUUCAUGGUGUGAAGACGAGGAGGGACGGAAAAGCUGAACGAGAGGAGGGAGAGUCCGGGGUGUAAAGAGGCUGGUCAUGGGGCGAGGCUUGGUCCCCUCCUCGGUGUCUACGCCCCCCCCCUCCUUUCCUGGUCCAAAGGAAGACACAGAGGGAGACAAAAAUUGACGACUAAUGUAAACACAGUGACCUGAAAAGAUGUGGUCGGCCGUGUUUGCUGCCCGUCUGAUCUCAGUCCGCCGUUUGACCCCUGCUGGAGUCCAGGGGGUCGGCUGGGGGAGAGUGAGAAGAAGAAGAAGAAGAAGAAGAAGAAGAAAAAGACGAGCUUAGAAACCCCCACACCUGCAAAGCCAAAUCUUAUCGUGCUCCAAUCUUUCUUUUUCUAGCAUGUGGGCAGCCACCCAGAAGAAAUGUAGCCAUACUGACUGACUCACUGACUGAACUGGCGGACAUUUUUUGUCUGUGACCAGCGCCAAGCUAAGUCUGCUUUUUCACGUUUACACGGGACACACCAGCCAAGAGGCUGCAUGCUACUCCAUCACAUUUUUCCUACGUCAGUUUGAAGAGACUGUACAGAAAUAUGUUACAUCUGUAUGUCACAUUAUUAUUCUAAUUAUUAAUAUUAUUAUGUUACAGAGGAAAAGAGUGUACAUAGAAAGAAAAGUCCAGUGCUGCUCCUGGGUCGUUCAUUGUCUCUAUUUCUCUCUUAUGCAAAGUGACGUGUCUGGAAUUAGGUUCCACUUUUGUUUCUGUGCCGUUUUUCUUCUUCUUUUUUUUUCUUUAUGUUUCUCUUUUCCUAAUUCACAAUGAACAGAGCCAGUUGUACCUUUGAAAAAAAUAAUAGAAGGAGAAGCUGUGGAUGUGCGCUCACAGUGCUGCGUGUCGUCUGGUGUCACGUUUACUUGACCUAAGGAGUCAAAAGUCAAUCAGCCAUAAGUGUAUUGUUUCCGCCUUUCCCUGCAAGCUCGUUUUUUUUUCUGUUUUUAUCCAGAAACAUCAGUGUUACUACAUCAGGACUUGAAUUUUUUUUAAAUAUAAAUAUAUAUUAUUGCUGUAUUAUAGGUGUUGUUAUUGAUAUCAAAGAUGUCAUGUUUUUGCUGUCAACAUUGUUUCAUGGUUUAUUUUGCUCAGAUGAAAGCCAUUAUAGUCCUUCCUGUCUUUGUGUGUGUGUCUCUGCGUGCGUGCGUGUGCGUGUGCGUGUGCGUGUGUGUGUGUGUGUGUGUGUGUGUGUGUGUGUGUGUCUCUCUCUCUCUCUCUCUCUCUCUCUCUGCGCGUGUGUGUGUGUAUGUGUAUGUGCAUGUCUGAAUGAAUGGGUGAGUCAUGCCUGCCACUGUAUCAGCUCCCACUUUGUGCAUGUGUUGUACUCUCUACACACACGUUCAUUACAGUUUCCUCCUGAAACCUGUUCGUCUUGUAAAGGUGAAAAAGUCACCGCAGCCAUCAAGUGACACUAAAACCAACUCAACAUUCGUCUGAGUUGUAUUGCACCUGUUGGGAAACUGAUGCACUCACUGCAUGCUCAAACCGUCCACGAUGUCCUCUGAGCCAUCCAGACCACUCCUCUUCUUCUUCUCCCUCUCCCUCUGCUGUGUCUCAUUUCAGGGUGUGGCAUCCUACAAAGAACGCAGCCUAAGAAGGAUCCAAUUGUCAUAGCCCGUGUAGGCUGAUUUAACUGAAAUGAAACAUUCUGGUCUACGGAGGUUUUUUGUCAUUUGCUUCACCAGCUGUUCCUGCCCUUACCCUUUUUCUUUUCUAAAUGUAACCCCUGUUGCCUAGCAACCUCAAUAACUGUAAAGGAAAAAGCGAAUAUUACUAACUUAACUUAACUUUAACAAUUAUUUGACAGAAAAUGUGAAGUUUCAAAGCCCCUUUGGUCUUUUUUUUUUGUUUUGUUUUGCAUUAAUAUUGGUAGCUAUUCAUUAAAUUAAAGCCAAUGACUAUCAUUUAAAAGUGUAUUACUCGGCCGCUUAUUAGGCUGCCUUCAAAAUUGGACCGCCUAUGACACGCCAAUGUGACAUAUUUGGUCUUCUAAUGCACCUCUUGAAGGAUGCAGCCCCUUAAUUGUGACAAUUGAGAAUAGCUGACUUCUUCUUGUCCAGCUUCCUCUAAACCUUCUCCGUCUUGUUCUUCUUGUUUGCGUCCUUUUCUAUUUCUCCUUGUUCUCCUUGUUCUCCUUCUUCUCUGUCACCAUAAUAGCAGCUCUUCCAUCCUCUUUUAUCUCUCCCACCUUUGGCUGUGAAAAGUAGCAUUUAAUCUACCUGUUAAUAAGACAAAAACAAGUAGCAACUUACUCAUACCGUCCACGUGUUUCUGCAUAUACUUAAUCUCUCUGUCUCUGUCCAUACAUUAUACAAACAGUCAGUAUAAUAUUCAGUUCAAUGGGCACACACAACGAUGUCUCAACAUUCAAGCUAUGCUUUUUGCAUCUGUGGUCAGAUCCUUUGCUGUAAUCUCACAAACACAAUCAGUGUUAAUCCAUGUUUUCCUUGCAGCUGGGAGUCUGAGGAAAAGGUUGCUGGUCUCAGUUUUCAUGCAGGUGUGGAGACUUGCACAGUGUUGUCUCUUUACAGCAGAAACUUUAUUCCUGUUACUAAAAGAAAAACUGUUUCAGAGGUGAGCUGAAAGGACGAAACUGAUUCCAGGUCAAACAUCUUUACGCUGGUAUUAGAUGGGAUGGUCUUUGUACAUGGCCAGACAGUCUAUAAGGCAAAAAACAUAAAAAAUAAGGAAUAAAAAAAAGUGAAUGUACCCAUCACUGGAAGGCAUGCUCUGCUUUUCUGGUUGUUUUUGUUCCUCUUUUAUACACAGUGUAUGUACUAUUUAUGAUCAUGCUUUUGGGGUGUACAUUGGUUUAAAAGAAUCUGUUAUAAAAGGUGUUAUAAAAGGAUAUAUUAUCCUGUGUACGGUUCAUUAUCUACUAUUAAACAUGGCGACCUUUUAACAGGCCACACUCAGCCUGUCAUGUUUGUGCGACGAAGCAGAAAAAAAAAGUGUCUUGUGUCUCUUUGUGUGCACCACUCUGGACACGAUUAUGUAAAAGGUGCAAUUUGUGUUAUAUUUCUUUUUUUUAAUGAUACAAACAUGUCUAUGGUUGUAAGAAAAAAAAAAGACUAUGGGGGAAAUUCAUCUGCUUAUUAAAAAAGCAAAACUGCAGCCAAACACAAA